Messenger RNA from Daktulosphaira vitifoliae (grape phylloxera), 1348 nucleotides. Its product is annotated as phospholipid phosphatase 3-like. The transcript has 6 exons. Gene Ontology annotation, molecular function: phosphatidate phosphatase activity. NCBI's taxonomy places the organism in Eukaryota, Metazoa, Arthropoda, Insecta, Hemiptera, Phylloxeridae. The coding region runs from base 306 to 1187 and encodes 293 amino acids. Gene Ontology annotation, biological process: phospholipid metabolic process; signal transduction; phospholipid dephosphorylation. The record is from RefSeq and is a predicted model, not a curated record.
AAGUGUUAAUACAGUAACAUGUAGUUGUCAUUUAACCUCGUACGUUUAUGCUUUAUUUGUAUUUUGUAUAGUUUUAACCAAGAAUUGUGUUUCGCGACGAAUCCAGUUUUAUAACAACAGCUAUCGCAAUACAUCAACAUAUUCUUUGUGGUCUAUGAGUAGUCAUGCGAACAUUUCGUUAAUGUGUUAGUUUAUAGUUAAAACCACUAUUGUUCGACGUUUGAUAUUUGAAUUUUUUUUUGUUUUGUAACAUACGUCUUUGCCCUAACGUCACAUCUGAACUAUAAUUUCAAUAAAUAUAUUAUAUGGGUCGUAUUUGUAUAUUGUGGACAUGUGUCGAGUUCGCGAAGGCUAUCAAAAUCAAAACAUACCUUUUUUUGGUAGUUAUGUGCUUAGUAGAGUCAGGAAAAAUACCUCAUUUACAAAGCAUUGGUUUUUAUUGUGGUGAUCCAAAAAUCAAUUUUGCGUACAAGGGAGAUACUGUGAAACCACAUGUUCUAAUAUUAGUAACACUUGUUAUUCCCUUUAUAGUGACAACUUCUGCAGAAUUUUUAGAAAAAGAAAAAAAUAAGUUUGAUUCGGGCCAUUACGAAUGGCUUAAGGAAUCUUUACGAUGGUAUCGCCAAUAUAUUUUAGGUCUUAUAUUCGUAUUUUUUAUUACUGAUGUCGGAAAAAUUUUGAUUGGUGAACCUAGGCCUCAUUUUUUGGACACGUGUAACCCCAUAGAAGCUGUUAACUGUACUAAAAACAGUUAUAUGUAUCAAUAUCACUGUAACAAUGAAAAAAUAAGUGAAUACAUUUUACAAGAUGCUAGCAAAUCUUUCCCAUCGGGCCAUGCUUCGAUAUCUGUUUAUGGAUCAAUAUCCUUAGCGUGGUAUUUGCAAAAUAAAUGUAAGAUUGGUUCAUUACUGUUGGUACCAGUACUGCAAUCCAUAUGCAUACUUUGGGCUAUUUUUUGUUCACUUACACGCAUUUCAGAUCACAGGCAUCAUUGGUGGGAUGUUCUUGCAGGUUCAAUUAUAGGGAUUUCAAUCACCAUGUAUAUAAAUGGUUUAUUUAAUAGACGAAGAAAUAAAGUUAAAUCUACUACAGAAACGUGGUCUAACGAAACAGCGGACAACGGUUACCUAACAGGAAGACUUAUUAAUGUGGUAACUGAAGACAAAAAUCAAUCACCUAAUUUAUAGUUGUUCGAUUAACUUAUUUCAAUAUUAUACUUAAUAUUGAUAAUAAAAUCUUUACUCAACGCAAUAACAAUCGACAAGUAAAAAAAAUCUUGUGAAUGCCUCCUAUGCAUUUAAUGUAUCUAUUUAUUAAGUUAGUAAAUUUGUAUUAUUGUGUAUUUAAC